Ylistrum balloti is the source of this 1790-nucleotide messenger RNA. RefSeq names its product ketohexokinase-like. Bases 168 to 1091 code for a protein of 307 amino acids. Gene Ontology annotation, molecular function: ketohexokinase activity. The record is from RefSeq and is a predicted model, not a curated record. Gene Ontology annotation, biological process: fructose metabolic process. Lineage: Eukaryota; Metazoa; Mollusca; Bivalvia; Pectinida; Pectinidae. The transcript is spliced from 7 exons.
UAUGAAACCAAGGAACAGGUCUCGCGCAACUAUCCCAGGUUACCUCUGAUAAAACUAGGCUCAGUGACACGACCGAUAAAUCAACCGAAUUUACCAACUACAUUUAUAGCAGCUGCGGGUAGUCAGUGCUUUCCUGAAACCGAAAGUACAGCUUUUGACUGAUUGAAAUGGAAUCUGAGUCGGGUGUGAAGAAAGUGUUGAGUAUUGGGAUGGUAUGCCUGGACAUUGUGACGGUGUGUCAUAAAUAUCCAAAAGAAGACACAGAUCAAAGAGUGCAGGACUACUACUGGCAGAGAGGAGGAAAUGCCUCCACUACAAGCACUGUACUGGCUAUGCUGGGGGAGAGGUCAGAGUUCAUGGGAGCCAUGGCAACAGAUAUAGAAAGCAAUUUUCUCAGGGACAAUCUAAAGAGUUAUGGAGUUAAUUUUGACAAUGCAAUGGUUUGUGGAUCUGAAGUCAAUACCCCUGUUUCCAUGGUGAUCAUUAACAAAUCUAAUGGAUCAAGGACAAUUCUACACUGUGCCAAAAAUUUACCUGAGCUGUCUUUUAGUCAUUUCCAAGCAUUAGAUCUCUCACAGUAUAAAUGGAUCCAUGUAGAGGGUCGGCCAGCACCAGAAGCAUACAGUCAGAUCAUGCAGAGUGUGGUGCAGUACAAUGAGACAGCUGUCAACAAAAUCAGAAUCUCUCUUGAACUGGAAAAACCAGGACGUCCUCAGCUAGAUCCUCUUAUACAGUAUGCAGAUGUGAUAUUUAUCUCCAAGGAAAAGGCUGAUGAUGAACGUUUGUUUUCUAAAGAAGACGUUGUUCGCACCUACAUCAAGAAAUGUAAAGCUGGAGCCAUGGUGAUUUGUGCGUGGGGUGACCAAGGUGCUGCCGGCCUCGGCACAGACGGCUUCCUGUGUACCAGUCCCAUUUUUCCUCCAGAGACAAUGGUAGACACCCUUGGUGCUGGCGAUACAUUCAAUGCCGCCACCAUCUUUGCUCUCUGUCAAGGUUGCAGUUUACAGGACGCUAUCACCCUGGGCUGUAGAGUAGCUGGAGCUAAGUGUGGCAUGAAGGGCAACAAUGGACUUAAAGACAUCAAAUGGUAGAUGUUGUGUAUGGUACACUAGUUGGAACAUUAUAAAUCAUCUCAGUAAGUUUUAUAAAUACUUGUAAAGAUCUGAAAAUGGUGGAAAAUAUCUGAAAAUAGUAUCUAAAUUUACAUUAUCUUUCUAAGACAAUGGUAUUAUAAUGGGUUUAACCAAAGAUUCCUCUUAACAUGCAUUGUUCCUAAUAAACAGCAUACCAGAUGUUUCUUUAUCAAGACAGAAUCUUCAAAAAAUGAGUGACUGAUUUCCUGUAAGCAAGAAGUUAUUUAAGACUAGAAGGAUGAGGAUCACUCGCUGGGAAAAGUGGGGACCUAAAUCCUCACAUGUAGAAUCUCCUAUACCUACAUACAAAUUAUACAAUAUAUUUAUAGUAUUAAAUGGAUUCUAGUUUGUGUCAACAUCAACUGUCACUGCUGUCCAGGGCCCUUUUUUUUUCUGGGUUUGACUAGUUGGACAAAAGCUGUAAGUUUAUGAGAGAAGUUCAGACCUGCUGAUUUUCCAUUCUUAGAAUCUUUGAAUUGGCAGGUAUGUUCUGAUUUAUACUUGAAAUAUAUCAUUUAAAAUGCUGAAGAACUAAUUUGUAUACAUAAACAAAAGGCCCCUGACCUCUAGUCUCUGUUCAUAUAUGUAUGCCAGUGAGAUUGUUUUCCCACGUCUGAUAAAUAACUAUUGUAAAAUAUUUUGAAUCAUAGUCUAGUG